AUGUCUUUUAAACAACUUUACAUUCCGUUUUUGCGUCAAUAUCUACGAUUUUCCUCAUUGUCUAUUAAACUUCUUCUAUUCAUAACGAUUUUAAUAUUUCUCAUCGGCAUCAAACAAAUCUUUUCAAAUAAAACUUCUUGGUGUAAUCCAGAACAAUCAUUGUGGUGGUUUUGUCCAUGGCCAGGACCAGAAACAGUGUGCAGUUGGGACGAACAUUUUUCCAAAGCAAAUCCAAACAAUCGAUCUCCAGCAUUCUAUCACAAAGCUCUUCGCUCUCUUUCAAAACGUCGUUCGUCUUUCCUCUUCAACAACUUAACUCUAACACAAUGUAACGAAUCUUCUCUCGAUUUACUCAUUUUUAUCAUUUCAAAAUGUUCUCACGGUUCCAUUCGACAAUCGAUUCGACGAACCUGGGCUAAUCAACACUUAUUACAACAAUUCUUUCCCGAUCUUCACAUCAAACUAUUGUUUCUACUCGACAAUGAUCCACAAUCGACACCAAAACUCAUUCUUGAACAUCAAUUUUAUCAAGAUCUCGUUCAAGUCACUAAUCUUCCUGAACAGUAUGACUAUGUUACACAACGCGAAUCAGCUCUCUACGAGUUCGUUGUCAGUCGUUGUCAACAAACAAGAUUUGUGUUCAAAACUGACGAUGACAUUUUCAUCAACACAAUUCUCCUAUUAUCAAAAGUUCGAACGUUGAUGAACAAUGUCGAAAUGAAAGACAAAACGACAAAAAAUGCUGAUCUAGUUGGACAACGAUAUGUGAUCACAAAAGAUGAAUAUUCAUGUCCAAGAUAUCCCACAUUUCUGUCCGGUUUUGGUUAUUUGAUGACUGUGGAAACAUGUUCAUUGUUGUUCGAUGCUUAUAUUCCACGAAUGAAGAUCAUUGAAAACGUGAACUAUCGAUAUGAAAGUCAAUGUAAUGAAGAAUUCUUUCGUGAGAAAGAGAACAGUGCAUUGGCAUGUGCAGCAUCGAAUGAUCAUUUUGAUGUGAAACAUUCGAAAGGUGGUGAUCGAAGCUUGAUGAAUGACUACAAUCGUUACUGGACAAUGUUAAUUGAACGACAUCGUACAUCUAUGAAUAGUAAAAGACGAUAG
This is a messenger RNA of Adineta ricciae, 1101 nucleotides long. Lineage: Eukaryota; Metazoa; Rotifera; Eurotatoria; Adinetida; Adinetidae. The record is from the annotation of a GenBank genome assembly.